This is a messenger RNA of Blastomyces dermatitidis ER-3, 4563 nucleotides long. RefSeq names its product AGC/PKA protein kinase. Gene Ontology annotation, biological process: peptidyl-serine phosphorylation. The record is from RefSeq and is a predicted model, not a curated record. The transcript has 4 exons. Gene Ontology annotation, molecular function: ATP binding; cAMP-dependent protein kinase activity. The coding region runs from base 651 to 2384 and encodes 577 amino acids. Gene Ontology annotation, cellular component: nucleus; cAMP-dependent protein kinase complex. Lineage: Eukaryota; Fungi; Ascomycota; Eurotiomycetes; Onygenales; Ajellomycetaceae.
CAACCACGUUCAAGUGUUGUUGACACCCACGCUCAACUGUAACCAAACCCGGCAACGCCGAAACCGUCCAGCGUCAGUUCCCAGUCUCAAACCCACCAACCAAACCAAACCAACCAAACCAAACCAACCAAACCAACCAACCAACCACCUCAAACCUGCUGCUGCUAUGAUCUAUCCCACAACAACCUCUUCUGCCCCCUCUAAUUGCUCCCCGCAGCUGCCAUGCAGUUCUGACCUGUCUAUCCUCCCCUCAGUCAGAGCCAUUGCUGCAUCCCGUUACGCCUGUUGACCUCUCCCCCUCACCCUAGGUUCGUCUCGCCCUCGGAUCCGUCUUAUUCCGGUCACUCACGGCCAAGUCAACCUCCCCCUCAUCCAUCCAUCCCCUAAUUAUCUGCCAACCCCUGGUUCCUGAAGCUAAGAGAUAGAGAAUUCAUACAUUCGUCUGCACCGGAAAAAAGGCAGAGACACCAGACUCCCCCAGAAUAAGGGCAAAAAGCGCAAUUACACAGGAGCCCAUGUGGAUUAGCACGUCCAAGGAGGGAAAGGAACACCAUCUUUCGACCUCCCCUCACUGACGUCUUAUCCUCGUCAUUGCUACUGUGCACGGAGACCUUGGUGAAUAACCUCACAGGCUCCUAUUUUGGUGGUCCAUGCGGAGUCUAGGAAACUUGCUGAAGAAGAAGCGGACGAAGGACUCGCGCAACUCGAGGGACCUGGAUCUGCCCGCUUCACCAGUAGCGGAAUCGCCGUCUUCCCGCAAGAGUACUAGUAUCAGCACAAACAAUCCUGGCUCUCCAACAGCCAUUACUACUUCACCACAUCCUCCUCCUCUAAACCCCCUGGUCCAGCAUCCUGCGGCUUCCAGUCUUGAUUCCUCUCGGCCAUACCCCGCUUCCUCCACCCGCACCGAUAGUCUCAGUGCGCAGCCUGCCACUACAACCACCGCUCCCACAGCUACUACUACGACUACUGCCCCACGAGACGCAGCAGCAGAGGUAACCGCAGCGGCAGCGGCAGCCUCGUCGCUAGCACCAGCUGUUUCCUCUAGUCCUGUAAACACUUGCGCAACCUCCACCACUAGCAACAGCCAGCCUUCCCUACCCAUGAACCCCAUACCAUCUUCCACGCCCUUUUACUCUAAUAUCGCGAGCGAUCCCUCCCAAUUUAAGCAACAGCAGCAGCAGCAACCUCACCACUAUCAGAAUGUUGCCAGCAUCAAGAAUAUCAUAAACCCGCCCAAUCAAGACGAAGUGGAGUCAUCACAGCAGAGAGUUGGCGAUGGCCAACAUGUACCAUCACAGCAACAACCGCAACAACCGCAACAACCGCAACAACCGCAACAGCACGAACAGCAGCAACAGUACGAACAUCAGCAACAACAAAAUGAACAGCAACGAUCUGUCCAGUCUACACGACAAACCAAGGGGAAGUACUCACUAGAUGAUUUUACGCUACAGCGGACGUUGGGCACCGGCAGCUUCGGGCGUGUGCACCUGGUUCAAUCGCGGCAUAACCAACGAUUCUAUGCGAUCAAGGUGCUCAAGAAGGCGCAGGUGGUGAAGAUGAAGCAGGUCGAACACACGAAUGAUGAGCGGAAAAUGUUGCAGCGGGUUAAGCAUCCGUUUCUUAUCACGCUAUGGGGCACGUUUCAGGACGCGAAGAAUCUCUAUAUGGUUAUGGAUUUUGUGGAGGGUGGGGAGUUGUUUAGUUUACUGAGGAAGUCACAGCGCUUCCCAAACCCCGUUGCAAAAUUCUAUGCUGCCGAAGUUACGCUGGCGUUGGAAUAUCUGCACGACCAUCACAUCGUAUACCGAGACUUGAAGCCGGAGAACCUACUUCUCGACAGACACGGCCAUUUGAAAAUAACGGAUUUUGGAUUCGCGAAGGAAGUUAGGGAUAUUACAUGGACAUUGUGUGGCACGCCUGAUUAUCUUGCACCGGAGGUGGUGUCGUCGAAGGGAUACAAUAUGUCUGUCGACUGGUGGUCCCUCGGCAUCCUAAUCUUCGAAAUGCUCUGCGGUUUCACUCCGUUUUGGGAUGGCGGCUCCCCUAUGAGAAUCUACGAAAACAUCCUCAAAUGCCGCGUCAAGUACCCGCCUUAUAUGCAUCCAGACGCCCAGGAUCUCCUCUCCCAGCUGAUUACGCCAGAUCUAACUGUGCGACUUGGAAACUUGCACGGGGGCUCGCAAGACGUGAAGAACCAUCCAUGGUUUGCAGAGGUGACGUGGGAUCGAUUGGCGAGGAAAGAUAUUGAUGCCCCGUACAUACCGCCUGUGAAAGGUGGGCAGGGCGAUGCGAGCCAGUUUGAUAGGUAUCCCGAGGAAACGGAGGCGUAUGGAGGUGGCGGCGAUGAUCCAUAUGGUCAUUAUUUCGUGGACUUUUAAGUUUUGCGGAGGAAUCGACUAACGAAGUAUGGAAACGGAACAGAAACGAAAAAAAAAGAGACGACAGAAAGGAAAGCAAAAAAGGAUAGAUCACCUCUGUUUAAGUGUCAAAAAUUACGCUGCCUAUCUACUCCUCUUAUAUUGGUUUGCUAUCUAUGCAACAGAAAAUAACGGGGAAAAGUGUCUUCUUUCUACAUACUAUCUUCUUCGCCACGUUCGUCCUCCAACUUCUUCUUCUUCUAAUUUAUUUGCAUUCUUAUCUGCAUUUGGAUGGGGUUUCCUCUUCUUAUUCUUCUUCAUCUUCAUCUUCAUCUUCAUCUUCAUCUUCAUCAUCUUAUUCUUUUGCCAUUUUAUUCUUUUGGACAAUAUUGUCUAGCUGUUUUAGUUCUUAGGGCACCCCCUUUCUGGUGUCCACUUCCUGUAUCCAUGACCCUUCUUGGCUUGUUGUUUUUACUUCUUCUUUCUUAUCUUCUUAUUGCUAUUAACUUAUCUAAGUUAGCAGGGGUUUUCUUUUUUUCUCCCUUCUUGGCUUGUUGUUUUUAUUUCUUCUUUUAUCUUCUUACUGCUAUUAACUUAUCUAAGUUAGGUUAGCACCUACUUCUCUAUAUUACAUAAGUUUCUCUUGCUUUCUUUCUUUCGUUCUUUUCUUUUCAUCCUUUCUCUCUUUCCCCUCGCCCCCUCGGUAUGGUUAACUGGAAAUUUUAUUAUAGUUAUAUUCUGAUUAAUCAGCUUCCAGGGCACCGUUUUUAUCACAUUUUUAUUUUUGUUUUUCUGCACUCCGUUCGUUGUCCCUUUCCUUGUUUGGUCAAAAUAGGAUGGGCAUAUGCGGUAUAAGGAGGGCCUGGUGUGUUUUUAUAUAACUAUAUGAGGUUCAUUUGGAGAAAUGAGGGCAAUGUUUUGAAUGACAUGAUGCAAAAGUAGCAGUCAGGGAUAAAGAAUAUCUGAUUCGACACUUGACACUGACACUGGGAUAACCUCUCUUGCCUGAUUCUGGUCAUAUUGUAAUAUAAGAAAAUAUUAUCUGUUGUCUUUCUUUUGUUGCCUUCUGUUGACGGAAGAAGAAUUGUUCCUUUUCUCAUUUACAGUAUAAACUUAGUCGUAUGCCUGGUCCAUUUUUUCCCCCCCUAAACGUUCCUAUCCUAUUUUCCUAUCAUUCAUCGAACAUAUCCCAAUACCCCAAGUACGUCGGUGCUGUCUCGUUUAGUUGCGUUUCUACAACUAUGCAUUUUCCAAUAGAAAAAAGCAGGCUUAAAAAAGGAAAGGGAACGGAACUGAAAACGGGAUAGACACAGUACACUAUAAAUACAGAGAGAUUAUCACGAAGAAAAAAAAGUGAAAAGAAAAGAAAACCAACCCCCCUCCGGGAAGAAUUUAGGAGGGGAGGACAAAUGCAAGGGGGAUAUAAGUGACGUAUUCUCUAUCGUUCCCAGCCAAAGCAAAAAUCAACUCAGAAUGGCGAAAAUAGAUGGAAAGGUCUGUCCAGCUCAUGGCUCUCACAUAACUGUACCGGCGGGCCGUGAUGGAUCGAAACAAUCAUACACUAUCCUCUUAUCCCAAUCUCAUUCCAUCCAUCCAUCCAUCCAUCAAGCUAAAUCAUGGCAGUCAAUUCCAAUCCAAAUCCACCUUCCACCAACCACUCCACCCUCCCCGCUCAAACAAUCUCAAAACUAAAAGAUACCGCCGCUCCCAUCCCCGCUCCCGCCAAACGACGAGCUACCGCCAACGCCGCCCAUCUUCUGUUCCUGGUUCACGCGCGCCCCAUAGGCACGGCUCGUGGCGUUCCAUAGCUGGAUGUAUUUCUCCAUGCAGGCGGUGAGGCAGGUUUGUUCCUUGGAGGAGAGGCUGGAGCCUGGGGAUGGGAUACAUUUUUCGAAGCAGUUUUCGUUUACUUUCUGGAUUUUGGGAGUUAGGUUAGGGCUUGGGUUUGGAGUGUUUUUUUUUAUUAAAAAUUUUCUUUUUGAGGGGAUCGGGUAUUUUUGGAGAGGGUUGUGGAGGGAGCGAAAGGGGGAGAGAAGAGAGAGAGGGAACUAUUAUUACGUACGGUUAUGAGGGAACGGGCGUUGUUAACGGCAGCCUCUUGUUGGACCUGGGUUAUUAUUGCGGAUUUGACGUCGGCGGAGGUUUGCGGGGAGGCAGAGCCGGUUUGCGAGAAGGGGUUUGAUAGGGACAUUUUUGGAUU